CAGCCCAACAUCGUAGCUAUUUUAAUCUUAGCGCGCUAGGAAUUAGUAAGUGCAUCUAGAAAUUAGUUAUUACGGCCAACGUAAAUUCCCCAGUAAAAUAUUGACUAGGUUCCAGUUAUUAUAUGGUGGAAACUAGGAAACAUGUAGGUAUAGCGUAAUUCAAACAGUUAUUAUAUGCAAUUUUAGGAAGAAUGGCUGAGUGCCAACAUAAUCCCCUUAAACCUUUAAGGAGACAGAUGGAGGGCGUGGAUUCUGAUGAUACAGAAAUGAACACAUCUCAAGAUGAUAUCAUAGUAAAUAAGCCAGAAGAUACUGAUCCAGAUACGGAAGAACAAGGCGAAAAUGGCCAAACCAAUGAAAGUGAGCAAACAGAAGAUGAUCGUUCGAAAAUUGACCAAGAAAGUAAUGGAAAUGGUGAUGAUAACAAUCAGUCUGUGCAAGAGUUAAGGAUGGAUAAAAAUGCUGAUAGUAACCAAGGUGAAAACAUGCAAGCUGAAAUGAAGCAAAAGAAAUACGAACAUUUUGAAAGUAGCAAACUGGAAGAUGGUAGAAAUGGUAAGACUGGGCAAGGAGAAAACGACCAGAUGGGGAAAGAACAAAUCCAAAGAAAUCAUGGUCGAGCAGAGUUAGAGCGUGAGAAAAGUGGCACUGUACAUGUUGUUGAGGCGGCAGAAGAAGAAGAAGGCUAUAUAGCAUGUGAAACACCGUAUGAACCAUAUAACUUGCAAUCAACACCGGACCAGUCAACACAUGUACAGGUAAGGGGCACAUAACAAUCCAUACACUGAAAUUUUGUGAAGCGGUUCAAUUCAAAUAUGUCGAUACAUAAUACAUGUCAUGCAGUUCAUCAUGUGACUUCAUAGUAAAGUAAAAAAAAACAAUUACUCACAGAGAAAGAGACAAAGAAUAAAGACGAGCAUAAACAUUUGACAAUAAAUCCUUAAAAUAUAAAGUGUACUUGUAGGGUUUGAAUCCACAAUCUUUCACUAUCCUGAUUUUAAAAGACCAAAAUAGUUUCUUAUUUGUAAUUUUUAGGUUGAUUUUUAUCUUCUGAUCCUUGGAAAAAUUUAUGUUAAUCACGUUUACAUCCAUCUUGGUCCUAACGAAUUUAGACAACUGGAAGCUGUUGAUGGAUAUCCUAAACUGUGGAAAUGUAGCGUAAUGUUUCUAGGUGACCCGAUCAAAGACAGUUUCAGAUAUCGAUAUGGCGUUUACAGACUUCAAAACGCGGUAAAUGUACCUGUAUUUGGCCGGGUUGAAUAUGGCAAAGAUCUCUCAUACUGUGUAGAAAUUGGUGAAAAAUGCGUGAGCUCAAAAGUCCAGUUUGAUGUGUUUCGUUUUCCAGAAGACAAGCAUUAUGUGUCUGAGACUACUCACAAAGCUGUGUUCUAUUACCUGAAGUGGUUGUUGCCGCUUGUUUGUCCAGAAAGUAUUUCUGAAACUCUUGUUAACGUCAAAGGUUUGAGUUUCUAUUUGUUAACCAAGAAAAAUGUGAAAACCGUUAUCAACUGGAUUAUGGAACAGGUUUUGGGUAAUUCCGCGACAAACAUACAGCGAUUGUAUUUAUGUGUUGUCCUUGGUCAUCUCCAAAGAUUUUGUUCCCCAUUACCAUUUCCAAAAGAUAACAAAAUGGUACAAACCUGUGAUCGUUUUCUGCAGUGUCUGAUCGCCUGCGUUAAUUCCAACUUUCUGUCAGCAUCAGACCUCAACCUUUUAGAAAAAUUAGCAGUUGUUUUGGUAGAGAACAGUAGCAGUCCCGGAUGGCUUACCCUUGCAGCGUAUUUUUAUCCCUAUUUUGGAAUCGAUUAUAUCCUUGGAAAAGAAUAUGCCAAAAGUUUGAACUACGGAUAUAAUGACAAGGAAUACCAUGAAAUGGCCACUGAACUCCUUUUAAAUAUAAAAAUAAAAAAUAGAAAUGAUCAGAUCGCCCACAAAAAAUUACUACAUUUGGUACUGAAGAACGCUCCAACUUUGGACGAUGCUUUGAAGCUAUUCACAAGUCCUGAAGUCAGCCAGUUCUUUGCCAAUGAAGAUGAGGGAGAUCUUUUUUUUUCAAAAUUCUACCAGGACAAAUCGCAAGAUAGGACGCAGAAAAAAAGUGCAGGUACAAAGCUGGUUGAAUUUCAUAAAAUGCCAAAGAAUAUCCGUGAAAAGAUGCAAAACUAUCUGUUCCCAAUAUUGCUCGAAUACUCCAAGUCAAAUGAAGGAUUAAAAGACGAACACGUUAACAUGUUUUGUAAGUCAAUCGUUUUAGAAAAAGAUCUGGGUAUGGUUGAAGUCCUGAAGAUACUCAUGGAGCUUUCGAAGUCAAAGUCAGUUCCUCGUCAGGAUUUACUACUUGAUAUUCUAGAUAACAAAGAUUUUGAGAAAGAUUGGAAUCAAGCGUCACAUGUAGACAAGGUGAAUAUUUGUAAAUCGUGGGUUAUGACCAGAUUAAGAAAUAAAGGCUGCAAAGGGUGGCCAAGUUAUGAAGGGUGGCCAAGUGGCGUGGAUAAGAUUGUGGCAGUUUAUGAAGUAAUCAAUGCCAUAAUGCGUUGUUCACUCAAUACAUCAAAUAAAGUUCUCGCUGAAGAUGUCUCCAUCUAUGUUGUGGACGUAUUUUUAGGAAAUGAAGGUAUUUCUGUGCUUAAAGCUUUUCCAAGCAUAGAGAAAUGUGUAACCGUUGUACAGGAUUGCUACAAGUCCCACGUAAGGAAGAUAUUGAAACAAACACCAAAGGUGGUAAAGAAGUCAAGCAAUAUCCUUAAGGAUUGUUCGAGAAGCAGGUACGUGCGCGUUUCUGUUUAACUCUAUUUCGUUUUUAUUACACUGGCCGAACGAGCCAGUGUAAUAAAUGGGGGACUUUCUGUCUUCGUCGUUUUCGGUAUUCUUGGGUGUCACAAACUUGACAUCCCUUAAAGAAAUCGCAGGCUCAGGGUACAGUGCUUCAGUGACCUAUGCAGUUCAGCACACUGUAUAUGCCAUAUUCUUGGGUUUCGAUCACGUGAUAUUUUAACAUAAUUUGACUCAGGUGGGGACAAACAUUGAACUGAGGUCACCUAAAACAAUAAAGAAACGGCCUGAUGGCUGUAGUGAUAGAGUGGAAGUAGUUGAACGGAAGUGCACAAGGUGUGGUGUUAUAUACAUGAAAGAGCGUACAGGGUUGAGUGUGAAUGAUAAAAGCGUGACAUAAAUGUAUUCUUCAAUUAACAAAAUAUAUGAAUAAAGUUUGAAAAAGGAUAUAACAAUGGCUGUCAAUGCAUCUUAUGUAAAUUAGUUCUCCGACCAUUAUAAAAGCCAAUAUAAAACAAUAUAAAAGCCAUCCUUUACCCUCGACAUAGAGUCUUGACUCACACGUGACGUCGUACGAAACCCGAGAAUACAUUGUUUCAGAUAAUCUGUGAUAUUAUUUAGAUCGAAGAGUGAAUAACGCGCACCAUUGGAUAUUUUGAAUGCAGCACUGGUGCGACAAUUGAAAGAAAACGUCCACAUGUUCGGGCAUUUUUGUCAUAAAAAGAGUUUCUUGAACCUCCGAGAAACUUGAAAGCACACGUCCCAGUUAUCCGGCUAUACUGUAUUUCGCUACUGAUUUUAGACUGACAGCAAGAGUUAUUUCGAAAUUUAAUCUUUGUCUUUUCGUGAUUUCAGUCUCGGUCAAGAACUCUUGUCUUGUCUCCUGGAAACCCUAUACGUACCAGAAGUUACAAAGGAAAGUGUGAUUACUGAAGACGACUUGGGGAAAAUUUUGGAUUGGUGUGAUAUUUGGAUUACCUCACUUAAAACAACGG
Paramuricea clavata is the source of this 3767-nucleotide messenger RNA. The record is from the annotation of a GenBank genome assembly. NCBI's taxonomy places the organism in Eukaryota, Metazoa, Cnidaria, Anthozoa, Malacalcyonacea, Plexauridae.